Molecule: messenger RNA, 3598 nt
Organism: Monodelphis domestica (gray short-tailed opossum)
Lineage: Eukaryota; Metazoa; Chordata; Mammalia; Didelphimorphia; Didelphidae
Product: membrane-spanning 4-domains subfamily A member 4A-like
Cellular component (GO): plasma membrane
Source: RefSeq, a predicted model, not a curated record
UUAUAGACUGGAGUUUCCUCAUGAUUGGUAUAAACUGAUCUGUAAAAAGUGGUUUCUCGUAGCCACUCUUAAUUAAGAUAAGAAUUAUGAUUGGCCAGUUUAUUCGAUCAGUUUUGACUCAAUCAAGCAUUAAUAAGAAUUCAUUAAGUUCCUAGUAAGUGCUUUUUAUGCACCCUAAAUGUGUAAAGGAAACCCCUUGCUCCCAGGGACCUGAACUUUCUUCUAGGCUGACCCAUCCUAUUUGCAUGCCUGGAUGUCACCUGAAGACUGCAAACAGAGGUCACAGGUGAAGAGCCCUAGGAACAUGACCUGGAACUAAAGGUUACAGGUCUGUGAUCAAGAUAAAGGAUAAAUGUGUGGAGUGAAAAACACAUGCUCUCUUUAUUCCAUGGGAGGCAGUGUGGAAGGACCAUGGCUGAGGGUGACAGCCAUGUGGAGAAACACAUGGACAGAGUUAGGUUAGAUUAAGCUUAAAUCUCUCUAUAUCUGCUUUUUCUAUUUCAAGUGGUUAUUAAUAAACUCUAUGGAAAAUAAGAACCCGGGAUUAUUAAUUUUAAUCUAAUGUAAAUGAAGAAAAAAACAUAAAAGUGAGAAAGUCUCCAUUUAACUAGAGGACCCAAAACAUAAUUAAAAGGUGCAAGGGAAGAAUGCUUUGGUAUAGGAGUCAUAGGUAUUGGGAGGGGAGUGUAGAUAUAGAGUCAUAGGUUGCUCAGUCUUUUUCGGGACCAAUUUGAUUACAGUAUCCUGAGGAUAAGUGAAUAGAAGGAACGAAGAGGUCCUGCAUAUGGUGCCUUGUAUUUGGCAAGAUGACCUCGCUACCCAGACCCUACUGUUCUGGUAGAUGUCUGGCCAGGGAGUAGCCUGGUCUAGACAUGUGGAUCUGCUAAAAGUAAAGGAUUCACUUAUCUUUAAGUUCAAUUAUAUUUACCAAGGGGGAGUUAGUUUCUAAAGAUGAGUAGGUUAACACCUUAUUCAUAUAUUUUUUUUUUACUUUGGAGAGUGUAAGGAUAAUUUAGGGUUGUGACCUAAUCUAAAUUAAUUUUGGUUGCCAGGGAAUAAAAUACUCAAGUCAGCUUGGAAAUGUAUGGUGGUUUAAUUAAUAUAGAGGGAAAGAAUUAAGGAGAAGAGAGAGGGAAAGGUAUAGGAUUUCUCCCACCUGACUUGUUCCAGGGGGAGUUCAAAGUUCUCCACCAUGAGGUCUUUGAAGAUUAGAGGCUUUUUCUAAGAGGAUGGUGUUUGGAAGGUUAAGGAGGGAAGAAUCAGCCUUAACUCCAAGACAGCUCAGAGAAAAUGCCUCACCUGAACUAGGUUACUAGGCUUCUUCCAGUAUGGUAUCAAGGAAAAGUCACUGCUAACCUGGACAAUACCUGCCACCAUGUCAAGAAAGACUCAGCACGCUGCCCCCAGCCACCUCUCUGCUGCCACAGAGACCAGAGAGAGGAAGUGAUACAAAAUAUAUAGACUACUUUGCAUCACUUUCCUGCAUCUCACAUGUACCAAUGGUAGCUUAAGCUUAACUUAGGACAGCUGAGGGGUCUGUCAGUUGUUUUUGAUUUGUCAUUUUGCCUACACAUGUCUGUCAUAGGCCAUCCUCCUAAAUACUUAAUCCUUAAGUAUGGGUGUAGACAUUCCUUUUUUUAUUAGACUAAGUAGGGUGGAGUAAUCUAAAGUUCACAAGAGGAAGUUCCUAGCAUAGCACUAGUCAGUCUCACUUUGCUCUGAUCUAUGACAAUAACCCAACUUCCUUCCAAAUGUGGGUCAUAUCUAGAACUAGAAUAUAUGGAUCUAGCCCCAUAAGCCCAUACCCACAAUUAAAAAAGUCUGGAUUGCUAUCUUCCCAUGUGAAAGACAUGACCCUUUGCCUUGGCCGUGUCCCUGAGUAUCUUUCAAAGCCUUUCAUCCAUUCCUCAUUUUUUCCUUUCAACAACCUAAACCUUCUUCAGGGAUAACUAUUCCCUAUUUCUUUUAGAAAACCUGAUUGGGCAUGGCCUGUUGCCUUUAUCAUCUUGAUUAUCCCCUUCUCUCUGAUCUCCAGUUCAGCAAUGCUCUUCCUAUAAUGUAGAAUCCCAAACUAAAUGUGAUAUCCAGUUGUGUUCAGAUGGUAAAGAGGACUAAAUCACUGCAUUCAUCAACCCUUUUUUUUUCCCUUCUGGAGUGAACAUUGCAUGGAGGUAAGGGAAGGAAUGAAUGACCUCCUGUUUCAUAUGACUUCUCUUCUCUUCUUACAGCAUCUCAAGUGAUCUCAUGGAGUCCCAGGAUGCCUCAAAGGGAGUAUUUCCAUUUGUUCCUCAGUCAGGCCCUGUAUACUUCCCACAGGGGCCAAUUGCUGUACCUGUACACUAUCAACAUCGAUGGAAAGACCCCCAGCAGAAAGUCCUGAAAGGAGAUCCCAAGGCACUGGGGACUGUCCAGAUCAUGAUUGCCUUCAUGAAUUUCAGUCUAGGCAUGCUCUUUGUUUUGCUUCCUGAAGAUAUUAAUGGUAGAAGACAUUUUCUGGUGUACACUGGCUACGUCUUUUGGGGAACAGCAUUUUUCAUCAUCUCUGGCUCCCUCUCCAUUGCUGCAGAGAAGAGAGCCACGACUAUUAUGGUCCAAAGCAGCCUAGCAAUGAACGUUGUCAGCUCAGUGAUGGCUGGCCUGGGAAUCGUCUUUCUCUCAAUCAAUUUGGUAACACAUUUAUUCCUUUAUUACUGUCGUGAAGAAGGUUCCCAUUUUUCCUGCUUUACGUUAAUAUUUCUAUUUCUGGGAAUCAAUGUGAUUCUGUUAAUACUAGCUGUCUUAGAAUUUCUGGUCUCCAUUAUCACCUCCAGCUUUGGUUGCAAGGCAUUGUGCUGUGGCCAGAGUGAGGUUACUCAUAUAUGGGAUUUCUAUUGGCUCUACAGGUCACUCUCUUCAUGCCUACCUCUACCUACCAUGUGCCAGAGAACCCUGCUACUGAUGCAACAACUGCAUUACCAGAAAUCCAUCCUGAUGGUCCCUUAUAGGAAACUUGCUUCCCUUUCCCUGCUUCGCUGUUUCUUCAUGAAUGAUCAAGGAAAUCAACCAUUUUCCCCUUAAUUUCUUUGUAGUCACUUUCAGCAUUGGUCACUGUUAAAAGGAUUUUCUUAUUCUUUCCCCAGUCACUUUAAGAGACAGGAACAAACAUUUUUAUGUAAGAACAAGAGAGCUGAGAAGAGAUUUAGUUAGAGCUUAAGAUUCCAUUACCUAGGAGAUGAGAUAUAUAAAGAAAGAGACAGUUGAAGGUUUAUGGGCUUUUAUCUUUGAUCUUGGAGGGAGCAGGUCAGGCUGGCUUUGACUCUGUGACUGGCAGUUUUUUAACUACUGACAAGUGGGACAGAGAAACAGAUUUAAGGAAGUUGUCAGUGAUUAAUGAUUAUUGAUUAAUUUAGGUAGGUAGGUAGUGAAUACAUUUCUAGGUAAGAGUAAGUUAGGUAAGUUAGGCCUGGUCUGCCAGGCAGAAGAACCUGUCCUUGAUGACAGAGUAGGGCUUUUUUAGAAACUUCAGGUAGGAUUAGGAUUUUAGGCAUAGUCACAAAGUAUUAGUGUAAUAAUCUCACUUUUCUCCUUUCUAUUUUAUAUCUGAACUUCUAAAUAAACU